AUGACCAUUCAAAUUGAGCCCUCGGAGUUGGGCUUCAAGCGUCCUUUCAAUCAUGAGGUGUGCCAGGUCCUCCGCCUGAGUAACCCAAACCAGGAAGCCGUGGUUUUCAAGGUCAAAACCACCGCCCCGAAGCACUACUGUGUGCGCCCCAACUCUGGCCACAUCGAACCGGGUGAUACCGUCGAAGUCCAGGUCUUGCUUCAGGCCAUGAAGGAGGAGCCCGCUGAAAACGCCAAGUGCAAGGACAAGUUCCUGGUUCAGGCCGUCCCGGUCUCUCGCGGCAUGGAGAGUGCUACCGUCUCCCAGAUCUUCGACCAAACUCCUAAGAGUGAUGUGGUUGAGCGCAAGAUCCGAGUCGUCUUUAUCGCAUCGGGUGCCUCUUCGGACAAGGCUAACGAAUCCCUCCUCGACGAAGAACCCCAGGCCCAUAACUCCCCCGGCGGUAACUUCCAAACCCCUGCUCCUAAGAAGACUCAGUCCGAUGAAGCCUCCCCCGUUGCCGCUCCCGAUUUCUCCGAGAAAGCCAACCUCGAGUCCCCCCAGCGUGAACCCGCAUCCGUCAUCUCUAACGCCCGAUCUGCCGUUGCCAAUGCUCUGCCUUCAAGUGAUGAAAUGAAGGCCCAGCUUGCCGAAGCCAACGCAACAAUCCAGCGCCUGAAGGACCGCCUCGCCGAUCAAGGCCUUCGGCAACGCAAGACCGGUGCCGAGGCUGGUUCCGCGGCCCCAGCUGCGAUGCAGCAGUCACAUGCGCAAACACAGAGCGGAGUCUCGAUCCAGAUUGUCGCAGCACUCUGUCUGCUGAGCUUCUUGAUUGCCUACUUCUUCUUUUGA
Messenger RNA from Penicillium salamii, 831 nucleotides. NCBI's taxonomy places the organism in Eukaryota, Fungi, Ascomycota, Eurotiomycetes, Eurotiales, Aspergillaceae. The record is from the annotation of a GenBank genome assembly.